GAAUGCUGUCAGUGUGAAAACCGAGGAUGAAAACGCCAUGCGAAAUGGGAGGAGGAUCGAUCGACAAAAACCGUGUCGUUGAUGAUUAUCGUCUCAAAAGAAAAAAAAAGGGAGGAGUGCACGUUGUACUGUCGGGUGGAGACGCGAGAGUUUCAUGAAGGCGUGAGCCGGUCGUUUCGGGUUUAUUUUGGAAUCUCAGCCGCUCGCCGCUAGAAUUGGAAAAAGGUAGGCGGAGUAGAAAAAGACAGAAGGGAGUAGUGGUUACUGUUUGUCUUGAGUGAGCGCAAAAGAUAAGAAAAAGAAGGAGGAAACAAAAACAGAAUGAGAAGCGCGCAUUAUAUACUAGCGAAGAGCAUUGACUUUCUUUUCACAUAAAAAAGGAGACGAAAACAAUCAGGUCCAACUAGAGACAGACAGCGAGAGAGAGAUUGUCGGCUAUAACUUUCUCUCUUGUUUAGUGUGACAUUAUUGGACUUGUAUUGUGACACGUUGAGUGAUCAAGUGGUAGAGUGAUGAUGACGAUUGUCUUGUAAUGCCCCAGGUCCUUCAAUCAAGUCCAUUCAAACGGUAUUGAGGAAUUGCGCACGCUCCCGUCAGCAGUCCCGUUCCAGCAGCAGCGCAGCAUGAGCGUCAGCAUGACCAAAGAGCAACAGCAGCAGCAGUCUGGCAUUGAAUGGAGUCCGCUCCAGGUGGCCAGCAGCACACGGCUCGGACUGGUACCACAGAUGGCGCGACCAUUGCUCAUCCAGAGCCACCACGGUGGUGGUGGCAACACCAGCAGUAAUAACAGUAGUCACAGUGAUAUUCGGCCUCUGCUAAAACAGCAAAUGUUGCCACCCGAACUACCGUUAAGAAGGGGCGGAUCCGUCGACCGGGUUCUGCUACCCACCGACAACUACAAUACAAACACAACAAAGUCGUCAAAUAGCGAAAGCGGGAGCUCUUUAAUUGCGGCCAACACGGUCGCUUUCAAAGUGUACGGACCCAAUUCCAGCCAAGGAUUUAACAUGGUCAAAUGUCUGGAUUCAUCCACAGUUGAAGAAGCCAUCGCUAUGGUGACGGAACCACUGGCAGUCCGUCCUCGUGCUUAUCAGGCACUUUACGGCUUACGAAUAGUCGAGUCAGCCAACCCUCGGGGCCCUCAUUAUUGGUUGGAUAAUAGUUCCACACUGUCACAGGUGCAAGAGCGUUUCGCGUUGGCGAUGAUUGGCGCUGUCGACAGCAAAUGGCGUGUCGAAUUGCGAAUACGGUGCGUGCCCAAAGACUUGCACGAACUUUAUGAAAAAGACAAGUCCACAUUUCUCUUUUAUUACGAUCAAACUCGCUUCGAUUAUUUGAGCCAUGGAUCUCUGACAGUCGAGCCGGAGGUUGCAGUACACUUGUGUUGCUUGGAGAUUCGACGAGUUUUCAAGGACUUGUCGCCAUCGGCCUUAGAGAAACGCUCUAGUUUAGAAAAUCUGGAAAAGGAAUUUGGAUUACGCAGCCUCUUACCCGAAUGCAUCAUCACCAGUAUCAAAUCUAAAAACCUGAAGAAGAUGAUCCAACAACAAAUCAAGAAGUGCGUUGCAUUUGCUGAAUCGGCCUGCAUGUUCAAAUUCCUCGAUCUUCUGCGCACAGUCUACCGCUACGAUCGAGAAAAGUUCCAGUGCGAUUUGGGGACGGGUUGGUCCAUUCCAGUUGAACUAAUUAUCGGCCCCGAUGUCGGCAUCUCCUACACUGCUAGUCAAGCAGGCAGUCAGUUGAUUUUGGUGGCGGAUUUUAGUCACGUGGCUCAGGUGGAGACCCUGAUGUCAGCCGACUGUGAAAGCCACAAUGUACAGCGUAUGGUUGGUGGACUCAGUAAUAACAAAGCCGUCGUGCAUAUCAAAGUUGCCGGCUCACAGGAGCCAUUGCUCAUAACCUGCACUUCAAUUGAAACGGCCGAAAACAUUGCUGAUCUUGUAGAUCGUUAUUGCCGUUUGGUCAACGGUACCAACCUCUCGUUGUGGAACAAACGAGAUCUAGUCAAUCGCUCACGACCAGGAUCAAGGAUAAGCGCGACGAAUUCAAGAAACACGAGCAGAAAUGGUAGCCCUGCACCAAUGGGACCGGGGCAUCGGAGUCGAGUGGCCGGAGAUCCAGACAAUGAAAAAUUCGAUUAUGCAGAAUUGAUCGAUGAUGACGGCGAUUAUUCCACUCCUUCUGUUCCUAAUUACGAGCUGUCGCGAAAUUCAAUCGAUCUACAAGAAAUUAUUGGCUACGGUCAUUUCGGUGACGUCCACCGGGGUUUCUUUCGCAUCGGUGGUGGUGAUCCUACUCUUGUUGCUGUCAAAACAUGCAAAGAUCAAACUAUGGCUGAUAAAUUUCUCAAAGAAGCUAACAUAAUGCAACAAUUUGAUCAUCCAAACAUCAUUCGAUUGAUUGGCGUCUGCUCUCAGGCGCCCGUCUGGAUCGUCAUGGAGUUGGCGAAAUACGGUGAAAUGAGGGCUUACCUACAGAAGAAUCAGGCCCGCUUAGAACUGGAUUUGGCUACUUUAGUCUUAUUCGCCUAUCAACUCAGUACGGCGCUCUCUUACCUUGAAUCGAAAAAUUUCGUCCACAGAGACAUAGCGGCGCGUAAUAUUUUGGUAUCUGCCGACGACUGUGUUAAGUUAGCUGAUUUCGGGUUAAGUCGUUGGGUGGAAGAAUCCAGCUAUUAUAAGGCGUCCAAAGGAGUACUACCAAUCAAAUGGAUGGCUCCCGAAUCCAUCAACUUUCGGCGUUUCACAACGGCCAGUGAUGUUUGGAUGUUUGGUGUUUGCAUGUGGGAGAUCUUUAUGCUGGGAGUCAAGCCAUUCCAAGGGAUCAAAAACAGUGAAGUCAUCGGCCGGAUAGAAAAUGGUGAACGCCUCCCUCUGCCAGUUAUCUGCCCACCCAAUCUUUACAGCCUGAUGCUCAAAUGUUGGUCUUAUGAGCCAUCCAAGCGUCCGUGUUUCCGGGAAAUCAAAGAGACACUCAAUGAAAUUCUCAUGGAAGAGCGACGAGAACGAGACGAGUCAAUGUGGCGAGAGAACCGACGAGUGCAUGCCGUUUCAUGGGGUUCCAACGGUUCCGGAGGCAAUGGAGAAGACCUUCCUCCACCUAAACCUUCCCGAGUACCAGCGACGUACGUCAGCGUUCCUCGAAAUGCUGGAAACUUCGUGCCACCUGGCGCCAACGAUCAUCUUCUUCCGGGACCGACGACCUACCUAGUGGCGCCCAACAGUGAAGUGUUGGCUCAGUUGAUGCGCGACAACGAGAGCCGCGCCGAUGCCGGGAUGUACACUGCCCCAGCCUCAGCCUUCAAUACGUUCACGGUAGAGUUUAGCCAUGCCAGUUCGUCCUCCAAUCCCGCUUCCCCACAGCAUAAAUCCAAGACAAAGGGUCGCAAGCAGCAACAUCAACCAGUUUACGCCAACAUCAUGACAUCCGACUCGACGGCAGCAGCCAUUGGUGGCCCAACUCCAUUUAAUGAAUCUAAGGAACCAGUAAGCGACCAAUUGGAACAGGAAAGACGGAUGCUCGAGUGGAAGCUGCGUCAACAGCAGCGGCAAUCAGAAGAGGAUAGUCGUUGGCUGGCUGAAGAGGAGAGUCACUUGAGAAAGAGGUUGUCUGUUACGGCUAGUUUGUCCGAUCGAUCGGACUCGGAUUCAAUGGAUGGGGCAAAUGCUUACCAAAAAGAUAGGUCAACACCUAUACAGGGCACUCAAGCGGACGAGCGGCUUGUGGUGGUGAAGAAAUUGGAGCCUACUCCGACGGCCCGUCUUGACCGAACACAUGACAAAGUGUAUGAUGCCACCACUUGCGUGGUUAAAGCUGUCAUGUCGCUCUCUGAUGGAGUUAAACAAGCCAAGAUCAACAACUACGUUGACCUUGUGAAAAUGGUCGGUUUGGAGUUGCGGACGCUUCUAACAAGUGUAGAUCAGCUGGUACCACACUUCCCUCCCAGCACCCAUCGUGAGGUUGAAAUGGCGCACAAGGUGCUUAGCAAAGACAUGGCCGAAUUGGUGAGUGCCCUCAAAUUAGCGGAAAGAUACAGCAACACAACCUUGGAUAACGAGUAUCGCAAGGGAAUGCUGUCUGCGGGCCACAUAUUGGCUAUGGACGCAAAAAAUCUAUUGGAUGUUGUGGAUCAUGUGCGUAUUAAACAUCCUCACGUCAACGUUUUUUUCAGUGCUCCCAAUCGAUCGCAGGAUUCUUCUGGUGUUACAGCUGCGGCUAACAUUUCCUAGCAAACUAGCUCAUCGCGAGAGCAAAAUUCGCCCUCCGUGUUUCCAAAAAAACAAAAAACAAAAAAAUGAUUUAUAUUUAUUUUCAUUUUUUUUUUAUCAUAUUGCUUCUUACGGCGAUUAGUAUUCAUCUGCUGUGUUGCGUAUACCGAAAUUCCAAAUUGAUAGCAUAUACAACAAAUGACUCGGUUUGCGCGAUGUUUUGCGGAUCGCUUCAACUCCGAUUAUAUGUAAGAGUCCAUGGCUACACACACACGCGCUGUUUUGUUGUAAAGUAGAUUCGUGUUGCCCGAUUCUUCGAGAGACCCCCACUAGUCUUGACUUUUGUUUCCUUCAUGAAUGAAAACCUUGGUUCCGACGCAAAGAUCCUACUACUUGUACUACUAAGUAUUCAGCACCAAUGUUGAAUGGAGCACAGUAAGUUUACAAGAUACAAUGAUCAUAGUAUUAAUGUCAUUUUCGAUCGAUUGUAUUCAGUGUGUUUUCCUGAUUCGCCGAAGAUUCUGCUCUUCUCACUUCUUUCUUUGAUGUCGUAUCUUUCGUUUGCUGUCUCCGGCGCCCUCCUACUAUGACAUUUCUAAGUACACCAGGUCAAGUUAAACACCAAAUGCAGCAGUACCUUUCGCUAGCAGCCGUCAAAAAGUUACGGACACCAUUCAAAGGCAAUCUCUUGUACACCAAUGAUAUCCGGUUUAGGAGGGAAAAAAUAAGUUCACGAAUGAUGAUUGAUGAAAACAGCAAGCUGUAAUGUGUUAACAUUAAUUGCGUGUUCACGUUAAUUUUCCAAAAUUGAGUGUAUCAUCUUGUCUUUCACCGUUCCGCUACGCAUUGAUUUAAUACAUGACUUCCACAGA
Daphnia carinata is the source of this 5080-nucleotide messenger RNA. RefSeq names its product focal adhesion kinase 1-like (gene Fak). The coding region runs from base 624 to 4229 and encodes 1201 amino acids. The record is from RefSeq and is a predicted model, not a curated record. Gene Ontology annotation, molecular function: protein tyrosine kinase activity; ATP binding. Gene Ontology annotation, cellular component: focal adhesion; cytoskeleton. NCBI's taxonomy places the organism in Eukaryota, Metazoa, Arthropoda, Branchiopoda, Diplostraca, Daphniidae. The transcript has 17 exons. Gene Ontology annotation, biological process: protein phosphorylation; signal complex assembly.